Messenger RNA from Aspergillus clavatus NRRL 1, 375 nucleotides. Its product is annotated as DUF2015 domain-containing protein. The transcript is spliced from 2 exons. The record is from RefSeq and is a predicted model, not a curated record. The coding region runs from base 1 to 375 and encodes 124 amino acids. Lineage: Eukaryota; Fungi; Ascomycota; Eurotiomycetes; Eurotiales; Aspergillaceae.
AUGGCGUACUAUCUCCUUUACUUUUUAACAUUCUCCGUUGUGAUCUGCGGAACUGCACUUUACCUCACCCGGUCACACUGGCUACCGUUGGUUCCGGUGCCCGAAUAUCUCUACCAGCACCUUCCCUCUAGCUUUGCUGGGGAUUUAGAAGCAGGCCUGACUUCGUCGCAGUUCGACAUCUCGUCCAACAUCGCAGAUGGCGACCCAAGAGCCGGCCUGGACGGCAAGGCGAAACGCGAAGUGCAGAAUAUCAUGAAGAGGCAGAACAUAGAUUUUGAUGAAGCCCGCAGGAUAUACACAGAGCGUCGCUUUGCCACCCAUAACAUUGGUCCUGACGGCCGGCCUCGGGACCCGAAGUUCGUGUCAUUCUCUUGA